Messenger RNA from Macadamia integrifolia, 893 nucleotides. RefSeq lists its product as uncharacterized. The transcript has 6 exons. The coding region runs from base 327 to 521 and encodes 64 amino acids. NCBI's taxonomy places the organism in Eukaryota, Viridiplantae, Streptophyta, Magnoliopsida, Proteales, Proteaceae. The record is from RefSeq and is a predicted model, not a curated record.
UUGUUUCCUCAAAAUUUUCACUGGACAACAGAAAAGAAAAUCUCACAACGGUCUACUUCCAAGUGGCUGCAGACCAGACGAACGAGGGAUCCCGAGAGAGGUCUCAAGGGUCCUGCUUCCUCAGGUGAAGCCGGUGACCAGUUGGUGGAAGAUUACUGAGAUUUCAACCUUGGCAGGCUUCCCCUGUCAUUUUCAGUUCCAUAUAUGUAUAUAUUUUCGGGAAGAGAAGGAAAACAUGAAGAUCCCUUCGGCUAUUCUAUACCCUUUUUAAGGGGAUAAAGUGUGAGUUCCAUAGAGAUAUACCCUGCUGAGAAAGAUUUAAAGCCAUGAACUUGAUUCAACGCAAGAUCUACCUGUACAAUGUCACUUUUGGAUUGUACAUGUUAGAUUGGUGGGAACGUUGCUUAUUCAAUAUAUUGGUGAUCAUCUUGCUCUGGUUUGUUUGCUACAAUGGAUCACGAUCUGCAUCUGAGUUUUACAGAAGCCAUCUCAAGGUGGUCAAGCUUGGGAACGGCGCGUAAUAAUCCUGAUUGCUGAAGGUUAGAAUGGAAGGGUGAAUCUUUUGCCCCUUAUUUUAGUACCAGAUUAUUUCAUCAGGCUUCAGUCUUAGGGGUUGGUUGGUAUUUUACCACAAUCUGUGUGACUGUCUCUGCCAUGUGCAUUUUUGUAGAUUAUCCUUCUCUGUGAGAUCUUUUUAAACUACUAUGAUUUUCUUUAGCACAGAUAUUAUUUUUCAUCCAAACAAGACUUCUUCCUACAUUGGCAGUUACUUGUACAAGGCAAUGUAAACACAACUUGUGGGAAUUUAAUAUAAUUCUUAGGACAAAGUACUGUAUAUCAUUAAUAUUUGAAAAAUCAGAGAUGAAAAAAAAUACAGAUUUCAUUGUUUUGAA